GUAGACGGUAGGUUUGUUUAGCAGUUAGCCGCUGUUUAACGUGAAGCUAUUAAUUACAUAUCAUGGCUGAAUAUACUCGCGUAAAGUCAACUAAGCUUGUUUUGAAAGGGUCGAAAGAUAAAAGUAAAAAGAAGAAAGACAAGGAUAAGAAGAGAAAGAGAGAAGAUGAAGAGGGUAAACUCGACAUUGUUGGUGGAUGGUGGACUGUUGGUAAUUUUGGAGAAAUCUCUGGUACUGUGGCGAUUGAGAUGCAGAACAGUUCGUACAUCCAUGCAUUGGACACAGGCCUUUUCACUGUAGGAGCUCCACAUGCAGCAGAUGAGGGUCCAGAUCCACCUGAGCAAUUAACAGCUAUCAAACUGUCAGACUCGAGGAUAGCACUGAAGUCUGGAUAUGGGAAAUAUUUAGGAAUCAACUCAGACGGUGUUGUGGUUGGUCGAUCGGACGCCAUUGGCUCAAGAGAACAGUGGGAACCAGUGUUUCAGGAUGGUAAAAUUGCUCUGAUGGCGGCGAACAGCUGUUUCAUUUCAUACAGUGAGAGCGGAGACAUCGAAGCUAAAAGCAAAACGGCUGGAGACGAAGAGAUGAUCAAGAUCCGUUCGUGUGCUGAGCGGGAGGUGAAGAGGAAGGACGACAUCGCUAAUGAGGAUCGAGGAAACGUCAAGAGCUGUGAAGUCAACUACGUGAAGAAGUUUCAGAGUUUCCAGGACAGAAGAUUGAGGGUGAAUGAGGAGGACAGCGGCAUGCUGAAGAAAGCCAGGGUGGAUGGUAAAUUCCAUGAGGCUUUACUGGACAGGAGAUCCAAGAUGAAAGCUGACCGAUACUGCAAGUAAUCUGGGAGAAGCUAUUUUUUUUUUAUUUUAUUUUUUAUAUUUGUUUUAGGUUUUUUUUUCUACUGUUCACAGUGCAUACUUUUAUAGUUUUCUCAUAAUUACUGAUAAUUCACAUACUUCAUGGUGAGAGCAGAUUAUGAGUAACUUGGCUGUUAUUCUGUGGAUGUGUUUUUGAAGUAUUCCAUUAGGGAAAAUACCAUACAGCAAAAGCAGUGGGGUUGUGGUGGGGUCAUACAAAUGUUAAGCCCUUAAAAUGGGGUCACUGCCCAAAAAGGCUGAGAACACCAUGGACUAGUGUAAUAUUGGGUCAAUGUGAAUUUACAAACUGAACCAUGUAUUGUUUUAAUAAAACAAAGUAAAUCUG
Messenger RNA from Trichomycterus rosablanca, 1197 nucleotides. RefSeq names its product FSHD region gene 1 (gene frg1). The record is from RefSeq and is a predicted model, not a curated record. Lineage: Eukaryota; Metazoa; Chordata; Actinopteri; Siluriformes; Trichomycteridae. Gene Ontology annotation, cellular component: striated muscle dense body; catalytic step 2 spliceosome; nucleolus. Gene Ontology annotation, molecular function: actin filament binding. The transcript has 9 exons. The coding region runs from base 63 to 833 and encodes 256 amino acids.